AUGUCAAGGGCUCCCAUUCUCAUAAACGAUCUGGUCAAGGGGAACCAAGUCUGGAAAAUGAUGAUUAGGGUUGUUGAUCUUUGGGUUGUUAAUGAGAAAAAUGGCCACCAACACCUUGAGAUGGUCAUUCAAGAUGGUGAUAAUAUUCAUGUGACGACUUGGAACCGAGAUUUCAAAGAUUGGUUUGAACAAGUCAAGGAGCAUGAGACAUUUAUUCUGUAUAACGGAGAGCCCGUUGACAACGAAGGUCCUUUAAAAGUCUGUUCCCACCCACUCAAGCUCAUCUUCAACGGAGGGACUACUAUGACCAAGGUGGCGUUACCCGACAUACCGGCCUACAAAUACAUUUUUCAUCCCAUUGACAACUUUCUCAAAGGGAGCUACAAGCAUGACAUGUUAUAUGGUGAGAUCUCACUAUGUGAUUUUUGCACACUGGUUACUUAUUUAUUCCUCCUUCUACAAAGUCACCAUAUCCAUGAAAUAUGUCAAAUUUUGAUAUUUGCUUUAUUUGCUGCAUACAAUUCAGAUGUUAUAGGGGUAUUGCAAGAUGUAGUUAAGACACAAAUGGGCGGUGGUGGUAGGAAAUCUUGCGUCAAUAUUACCUUGCGUGAUGUCGAAGGCAAUGUUAUCGAGGUGGCAUUAUGGGAUGGUUACGACAAGCAAUUCAUGAACUACACUACCCCGAACAACAUUUCUGGGCCUACAAUUAUCGUUUUGACCCAUGCCUGGUGCAAGCCAAAUACAGGUUUCAAUUUGUUAACAACUUCAUAUUCUUGA
Messenger RNA from Vicia villosa (hairy vetch), 777 nucleotides. RefSeq lists its product as uncharacterized. The transcript is spliced from 2 exons. The coding region runs from base 1 to 777 and encodes 258 amino acids. Lineage: Eukaryota; Viridiplantae; Streptophyta; Magnoliopsida; Fabales; Fabaceae. The record is from RefSeq and is a predicted model, not a curated record.